AUGAAUGAAGAUGGGCAAUGUAACAGCGAUGGAUAUUUGAGGCCACAGGACCUCCUGUCUGAAAUUGUUGAAGCCCCUGGGACACUGGUGAACGGAUUCAGGAUGGUCCAGGAACAUGGAGUCCGUGGAUUGCGGCUCAGUCAGGAUGUGAAAGCAACUAGCUUCCCCACCUCUCUCAUCUUCAAAAUCUGUAACUACUUCCCGGCUGAAUUUUCCAUUGUUAUCACACUGAAAGCAAACUACCUGCCAUUGAAGAAGAAUGAGUACAUCUUCACUUUGCUCCAGGAGAACUCAAACCACAUGCUGCUGGGGCUGAGGGUCUCAUCCGACAAGGUCCACUUUGAGUUCUCCCACGGCGACCACCCCUACAGGCACAGGAAGCGGGCCACCUUCCGAGAUCUCUACCUAGCCGACCGGCGCUGGCACACCUUGGUGCUGGCUGUGACAGCUAACAUUGUGUCUCUCACCAUAGACUGCUGCCCCCCUGUAGACAUGUUUCUGAACACCCCAUUCCCUGAACAUCUAAACAUUGCGAGAUCUCGAUUCUACAUUGGGAGCAGGAGGAGGCGGAAGGGACUAUUUACAGGGUUACUGAGACAGCUGGUGCUGUUACCGGGAUCUGAUGCUACUCGAAGAAUCUGCCCCAAUCCCAGUCCCAGAUUAGCCGCACUCUCGGUCCCAAAGCUGCUGACAGAGCUCCCGCUGAAGCCAUCAGAGACUGACAUUGUGAAGCAUCCAUAUGAAGCUGAAGUGAAGGUGACAGUCGGAAGCUACCCAUCCUGCUCUGAGGCUACAGCUAGCCACCUCUGGUUCGAUGUCAUCAAUAAAGGCCUUUUCAUCUGCAAUGGCAAGAAUUGGGUGUCAAUCUUACAAGCUAAGGAAAGACUGGAUUACGUGGAGGACUACCAAAACCUGGUCACCAACUCGGAAACCCUCGACGUGGAGAUCUUUGAAAUCCCGAACGUCGGACUCUUUGCUGCCACGGCCAAUAAAAAGCGUCGGCCCGGCUCGACAAUCUUCAAGUGGUCGGACGGCAAGUUUGAGCCAUACCAGAACAUCACGACAUACGAAGCCCAGGCCUGGAAACACUUCUCCAUUGGCCCUCAGGUUUUCCUGGCAGUUGCCAACUUUGAAAAGAAUGAACGGAACCAGGAGUAUUCGGUCAUCUACAGGUGGAGCCAGAGGAAGCUGCGAUUUGUUUUGUACCAGAGGCUGGCGACACACAGCGCACGUGACUGGGAAGCCUUCCAGAUCAGUGGGGAGACAUUCCUUGCUGUAGCCAAUCACCGUGAAGGAGAUAAUCACAACAUUGACAGCAUCAUUUACAAGUGGAACCCAAACACACGACUGUUCGAAAGGAACCAGACUAUCCCAACGUCGGGAGCCUAUGACUGGGAAUUCUUUACAGUUGGACCCUAUUCUUUCUUAGUCGUGGCGAACACCUUCAACGGGACCUCAACCCGGAUCUACUCCAGGAUUUACAUCCAGCUGGGUGGAAUGUUCCGACUUUUCCAGUCAAUCCCGACAUACGGUGCCACUGACUGGGAGGUUUUCCGUGUUCGGGAAAGAGUUUUUCUUGCAGUUGCAAACAGCCAGAGCUACGAGACAGGGGCUCUGAACAAAGUCAACCCCUUCAAUAUUAACUCCACCAUCUACGAACUCAACAUCACUGCCCAGAUGUUUGUCAAGUUUCAGGAUAUCCCAACAAACAGUGCAGUUGACUGGGAGUUCUUCACUGUGGGCGAUGACAGCUUCCUGGUUGUGGCUAACUCUUUUGAUGGCUCCAAGUUUUUCUUAAACAGUGUUAUCUACAGGUGGCAGGGUUAUGAAAGUUUUGUCCCAGUCCAUCAGCUCCCAACAUACGGAUGCACGGACUGGGAAAAGUUCAACACAGCAGAUGGCUCAUACCUCAUCUAUUCCAGUGCCAAGGAAGACAUUUCCAAAGUGCUCAAAUUGAAGACCUAUUGA
Molecule: messenger RNA, 1968 nt
Organism: Carcharodon carcharias (great white shark)
Lineage: Eukaryota; Metazoa; Chordata; Chondrichthyes; Lamniformes; Lamnidae
Product: thrombospondin-type laminin G domain and EAR repeat-containing protein-like
Exons: 12
Coding region: 1-1968 (655 amino acids)
Biological process (GO): signal transduction
Source: RefSeq, a predicted model, not a curated record